This is a messenger RNA of Anarrhichthys ocellatus (wolf-eel), 627 nucleotides long. RefSeq names its product C-type lectin domain family 4 member E-like. The transcript is spliced from 6 exons. The coding region runs from base 1 to 627 and encodes 208 amino acids. The record is from RefSeq and is a predicted model, not a curated record. Lineage: Eukaryota; Metazoa; Chordata; Actinopteri; Perciformes; Anarhichadidae.
AUGAAGAAGAUAGUGGUUUGUGUCCUCUAUGGAGUCCUGGUGCUGCUGCUGAUUCUGCUGAUGGUCAUUGGGAUAAAAUAUACAACUUUAUACUCAGAAAUAACUGAUGUCAAACUCAGCCUUGAGAGAAUCAGCAAUGGAGGAACAACCUCAUUGUCCAGUUCAGGUGCAACAUCUGUGCAGGAGGUCCCCUUAUCGAGACUUGUCCCAGUCAGAGGAGCAUGUAGGGAUGGCUGGGUGUCUUUCCAGACAAGCUGCUACGUGCUAUCCACCACAACCGUGACCUGGAGCAAAGCAGAGGAGCAGUGCCAAAAACACGGAGGACACCUAGUGGUUGUGAAUGAUGUUGUGGAACUGGACUACAUUUCAGGAGUAGUUGAUAUCAAAUAUAGCUAUUGGAUUGGACUGGUGGAGCGAGAACAUGAGGGACACUGGAGCUGGGUGGAUGGAACAGACUUCAAUUCAACCCCAAUGUUCUGGGAUAACGGUCAGCCUGACAACUGGGACUACAGAGAGAACGGAGAGGACUGUGGGCAGAUUCAUGCUUCUGAGAGACGCAAACGCAAGAUGUGGAACGAUGCAGACUGUAAUCUGCCGUAUCAUUACAUCUGUGAGACAAGAGCGUGA